GAUGAUGUUUCAGUUGCCAUUUUUGCUUUCUUCCGAAUGCAGGGAGCUCGCAAAAGAUUUUGUUGUAGCUGGCACUGCCUCAGAGUCUCUUUAUGGUGCCUGUGAGUCAAUGUUCAAGGAGGACAUGGAACCUGAGGAAUUGUUUGAAACGGUUUCACAAUCUCUCCUUUCAUCAGUAGAUCGUGACUGUCUAGUGGUUUGGGGAGGACAUGUAUAUGUUGUCACGCCUACAGAAGUGAAGGAAAGAAUCUUGAAGGGAAGGAUGGAUUGAACGAAGCCAAGUGAUUCUCAAGAUUCUUGAUUUCCAGACUUUUAAACUCAGUUUAUUUUUCAUUUGCUAGCGUUCCAGUCCGAUGUUAUAGUGAUGUAAAAUUCUGGAAAUUUUGAUAUAC
This is a messenger RNA of Hibiscus syriacus, 392 nucleotides long. RefSeq names its product proteasome subunit beta type-3-A-like. The transcript has 3 exons. The coding region runs from base 2 to 271 and encodes 89 amino acids. Gene Ontology annotation, cellular component: proteasome core complex. Lineage: Eukaryota; Viridiplantae; Streptophyta; Magnoliopsida; Malvales; Malvaceae. The record is from RefSeq and is a predicted model, not a curated record.